This is a messenger RNA of Adelges cooleyi (spruce gall adelgid), 764 nucleotides long. It is a transcript of the gene Mocs2B, whose product is annotated as molybdopterin synthase catalytic subunit. The transcript is spliced from 3 exons. The record is from RefSeq and is a predicted model, not a curated record. The coding region runs from base 132 to 578 and encodes 148 amino acids. Gene Ontology annotation, biological process: Mo-molybdopterin cofactor biosynthetic process. Gene Ontology annotation, cellular component: cytosol. Lineage: Eukaryota; Metazoa; Arthropoda; Insecta; Hemiptera; Adelgidae.
UUAAUUUGUCGUCUAUCGAAAAAAUUUUGAUUUUGGCUAUAAAUGAAACGUAUGUAUGCGACAGUUUGGAAAUUAGUCUGAAAGAAAACGAUACAGUAGCAAUAAUUCCACCAAUAAGCGGAGGUUGAAAAAUGGGAAUUGAAGUUAAAGUUACCGAUUCCGAAUUGGAUACAAAUUCAAUUAUAAAAUCAGUCGGUAAUGUAGAAUGUGGAGCUGUAUCAGUUUUUAUCGGAACGACUAGAGAACAUUUCAACGGUAGAAGGGUUAAGACUCUUUAUUACGAAGCAUACGAGACAAUGGCUUUGAAACAAAUGCGGUCCAUUUCGAUAGCAGCGACAAAAAAUUGGCCAGAAGUUAUGAAUAUAGUCAUACAUCACAGGCUUGGAGAAGUUAAAGUCGGCGAAGUAGGAUUAGUGAUUGCGGUUUCAUCGCCUCACCGCCAGCAAGCACAAGAAGUCGUGACGUAUUUACUUGAUCAAGUCAAAACUUCAGUGCCAAUUUUCAAAAAAGAACUGUACAUAGAUGGCAGCGGCCAAUGGAAAGCUAACGUCGAGUGUACUUGGAAAGAAAAAUAUUAAUGAAAAUAAAUAUGUUUCCUUAUUACUAGAUAUUAAGGAUAUCUACGUACAACAUAACAACUAUCCAAAUUGUAUCGCGUACUUGACAAUAUACUACUACAAGUGUAUAAAGAUACAUCUUCACUAGACGUUUUAAUUUAUCUUUGUAAAAAAUUGCAGACUGUUUACAUGAAAUAAAUUAAGUAU